This is a messenger RNA of Protopolystoma xenopodis, 519 nucleotides long. Lineage: Eukaryota; Metazoa; Platyhelminthes; Monogenea; Polystomatidea; Polystomatidae. The record is from the annotation of a GenBank genome assembly.
AUGACCUCCCGCGCUGACACCAUUGCAAUUGGAGCAUCUGUCUUCGAUCUGUGGUGCAAUUUUAUGGGCAUUCCUCAACAAUUAGAAAAUACGCUUGAUUCUUUUGUCGCAGGUUCAGAUACUCAGCCCUCAAAACCCGCAUCUUCAUUCAUUCCUUCUCAGCGCGCGCUUCCAUCCACUUUACAACUUUCUUCUGAUGAACGAACCUUCUUGGUGGCUUUCAAAGCUCGUGCUUACGACCGACUUGGUCGUGUGGCAACUAUCGAUGCUGUGGUCGACGCCGUCCGUCGAGCUGAUCCAAGUUGGCACGUUAAUCCGACUGAUUUCAAAGUGCUCAUUCAGGUUAAUGUCCUUCGCUCUAUAGCCUGCAUAAGCCUCUUAGAAAGGUUCAGCGAGUUUCGCAAGUACAAUUUGGCUGAAAUGGCGGCGCCCACCAGUCAGUUUAAAGAAAAAACUUCGUUUGAACCACCAAAUAUUGAUCACAUUAUGACCAAGGAGGAUGCACUUUCCAUUGGUUAA